Nilaparvata lugens (brown planthopper) is the source of this 6816-nucleotide messenger RNA. RefSeq names its product general transcription factor IIH subunit 1 (gene Tfb1). Bases 143 to 1867 code for a protein of 574 amino acids. Gene Ontology annotation, biological process: nucleotide-excision repair; transcription by RNA polymerase I; transcription by RNA polymerase II. The transcript is spliced from 13 exons. The record is from RefSeq and is a predicted model, not a curated record. Gene Ontology annotation, cellular component: transcription factor TFIIH holo complex; transcription factor TFIIH core complex. NCBI's taxonomy places the organism in Eukaryota, Metazoa, Arthropoda, Insecta, Hemiptera, Delphacidae.
CUGCUUCGUAUUUCAGUGAGAGCUUCUCCUCUGCAGAGAUGUGCCUACACGUUUUGUGUGUUACUUAUGGCUCCACUGAUUGGUCGGCUGUUCACCGAGCUCUUCAUUAUUUUCUGAUAUUUCUCUCAGAUUUGCAUGAAAGAUGACUACUUCUUACGAAGAUGUGUUACUGCAAGUGGGACAGGUGAGGUAUAAGAAAGGAGAUGGAACCCUAUACGUGAUGAGUGAGCGGCUGGCAUGGAUGUUGGACAACCGAGACACAGUUUCUGUCAGCCAUCGGUACACCGACAUCAAAAUGCAAAAAAUAUCACCUGAAGGUAAAGCAAAGAUUCAGCUACAAGUGGUACUUCAUGACAAUACCACUUCUACGUUUCAGUUUGUGAAUCGUGCCGGCCCUCAAACCGCCUUGAAAGAACGUGACCAAGUCAAAGACCUUCUAUUCCAGUUGUUACCAAAAUUCAAACGUAAAGUCAAUAAAGAGCUGGAAGAAAAAAAUAGAUUGCUGUCGGAAAACCCCGCGCUUCUCCAAUUGUACAAAGACUUGGUAAUAACUCAAGUUAUAUCGCCGGAAGAGUUUUGGAGUCAGCAUGCUGUCAACUACACUCAAAAACAGCACAACCAAAAGCAACAAAUUGGUGUUUCAUCAGCAUUCCUCGCUGAUAUCAAGCCUCAGACUGAUGGAUGUAACGGACUGAAAUACAAUCUGACUGCAGAUAUAAUUGAAUGCAUAUUCAAAACCUAUCCGGCUGUGCGUAAAAAGCAUUUGGAAUAUGUUCCUACCAAAAUGACUGAAUCCGAAUUCUGGACCAAGUUCUUUCAGUCUCACUAUUUUCAUAGAGAUAGAAUUCAUACUGGAACCAAAGAUUUAUUCACAGAGUGUGCGAAAUUGGAUGAUCAAGAAAUGAAAAAGGACAUGUCAGCUGGCGUUCAAGAUCCAUUGUUAGAUCUAACGGCUUUUGAAGACAAAACAUUAGGCGAGGGAUACGGAUCAACUACUGAAAAGCCUACUAGCACACAGAAUAUUGUACACCAAAGUAUGAUAAAAAGAUUCAAUCAACAUUCAAUAAUGGUGCUGAAAGCUUUCCAACAGUCCAGUGAUAGUAAUAAGACACAAGGUGAAACCACGCAUACCACAAUAAACAACAACGAAAACAAAUGCACCACUCAGCCCCAUGUAAAUGGUGAUAUUUUACCGGGCACCAGUGGUGAAGACUAUGACGCGCAAAGAAGCGCAAAGAAGAUGCGUAUUCAAGAAAAAGUGAGGUAUAACGAUCUUGAUGGAGACUGUGAUAUACUUAAUUCCAAUAACGUGAAGACUUUAAAUUUAACCAAGGUUGAACGUUACCUUCAUGGACCUUUAGCUGGAACCAGUGAAUCAAGUUCAAAUGUAGAAAACGUUUCGAAGUCUUGUGAUAGGCUAAGACAAUGUGUAUCCAGUUGGAACUUGAAUCAAGCUAAUAGAAGUCAUGUUGUCUCGGUUAAUCCCCAGAGCGCUGUAUCAGCUCUUGGUGAACUAACUCCCGGUGGAGCACUCAUGAAAGGAUUUCAUGAAGAAUCAUUAGCACAAUUGGUUCCACCUUCUCUUGAGAAAGAUUUGCAUCAUCUGUACAUGAGCGGCUGUGAAUUGUUGAGGCACUUCUGGGCUUGUUUUCCUCCUACUACAAAUGAGCUACAAGAAAAAGUCGUUCGAAUGCAUGAGGCUCUCCAUAGAUUCCAUUCUGCCCGUCUCAAACCAUUUGAGGAGCGUGUGAUGUGCGAGUUCUCACCUCUGAGUCACCAACUGACCAACCACCUCAACCAACUUCUCUCAACCGCCUACUCGAAAUACGAGCUUUGGCAGUCACGACGCAAGCCUGCUCUCAGAUAACACCUGCUAACCGCAACACAAUUACCUCAAUCGUCUAGUCGGUGAAUCAAUUGCAAACCUGACUAAUAUAACCGUACAAGCUUUCAGUAAUGGAUUUCUUCCAGAGAACGGAGCUAGUCCAUCGGUAGAUUGGCAAGUUCAGUUAUUUUCAUUUAUGAAUGAAUAAUAAAUUAAUUUAUUGAUCUUACACCAUUCCUAGACCAUUAAAAAUUUCCUGUAAAAGAAAGGUUGAGAUUUUUUUAUCAUAUUUAUAAACUAAAAUGAAUAUGACUGAAGUUUAUAAAUUAUUAUGUAUUUUUACAGUAUGAUAAUUUUCACUUUGAUUUCAUUCCUUUUAUUCAGUAUUUUUCGAUAUUGUUAUUCAGACAUUUUUCGUCAUUAUUAUAUAAUUUUGAAAUUUUUAACCUUAAAAUCUUAGUUAAUUUCUGCAGGUUGGAUUUCGUGUAUAAACUGAUGAAAAUAGUUUCGUGCUUUGAAAUUAAAAUUGUGUUUUCGAUUUUUUAUUGUAUUUUAUAAAAUAUAAUUGGUCUAUGACAUAAUUUGAUCAUGUUUAUAUUCAUUGAUUAAAAAUGUUAGUUACCUAGAUUUUUUUUCAUUUUAAAAUAUUAGUAAACUUUAAUAAUUAUGGGGUGAAAUAGUCUGAAAGUUGUUGAGAUCAAUAGUCUACUGAAAUUUCCAUGUGUGCCUAAAUAGAGAGCAAAAAAUUAUAUUUUAAUGUACUUCCACCAGUAAAUUAUUAGAGCAUUUGUCGAUUUUUCAAAUUAUAAAAAGUUGAAUUUCAUCCUAGAAUAUAAUUCUAUCUUUCUCGUAUCUAUGAUUUGGUGUUGAAUUAGUUUUAUAUUUUACACUGACACACUUCACUAGCCUAUUGUAUUUUUUCAUAGUUCACUAUAAUUUAAUUUUGUUCCAAGACCAUUUCAGCACUCUCACAAAUAUUUGAUUAAGCUUGAAACAAUUAUGGGCUUUUGAAUAUCAUUAGUUGAAUGUUAUUAAUUUUAAUGAACUGCUCCUCAACAUCAUUAUUGUAACAAAAGACUAUUGUAAUGGAGUUGGUGGGAAAAACAAUAAUACAGAUUUGUAUUUUUUGAUUUGUAAUAUUUAUCAACAUCAUAAACUCUCUUUCAGUCAGUGUUGCACUAGUUUUCUACUUUGAUAACAACUUUUUUUAAACUCUCAACUACUGUCAUUCUCGACCUAAGGCUCUUUUCUACUCUCCCUAUUUUAACCCUUUGCGCUUUUAUAUUCAGUAUAGCUGGAUACUGCGUUUCUCACUACAGCUCUGAAAUUAAAAGAGGGGUGUCUGUGCGUCAGCUCUUAUAUCCAGCAUCGCUGGCUAACCUUUUUUCCUGCUACAUCUCUGCUCGGAAUUUCCAUAGUUGGCCGUACAGCUCUGGCACUUGCACAGUAGUAACUCUCAAAAUCUAUCAAAAUGCAUUAUUUGGUAUCCAAAUAUUAGAAUGUUAUGUUUAUUCUACAAAGUACAAUUUUAUUUCAUCGUAUUGUUCAUUUCAUAUAUUUCAUGUUUUUUGAUAAGUCAAUAAAAAAAUCCUUAUUUUUAUUAAAUACAUCUUAUAUAAUCUCAUAUCAGAUUGUUAUUUUCUGGAUUAAAAGGUUAUAAAUGAAUUUUUCAGAUUGAUAAAUAAUUUUUUAUUCAGAUUGAACAUAUUUUAUAAAAAUCUUGAAUAAUAGAGGUUGAUAAAAUUGAAAAAACCUCAUGAACCUUUUUAAAAAUGAGGAAUGAGAAGUCGAAUGUUUUAACUGACAAAAAAAUCAAUUGGUCAAAAUAUUUUCAAAUGUUCAUAAGACGUAAUUAUUAUAAAAAUAUAAGAAACCAUACAGUACGAGAUAUUAUGGGGAAAAAUUGAAAUGUAAAAUUGUAUGACAAGUCAGCAAGUAGCUUCAAAAAGUAAUAAUCAAAAAUAGAUUUCAUUUUAUUCUGUUUUGAACUUUUUCACUUUGUGGUACUUUUUGAAACAAAAUCCUGGAUGAAGACCGGGCUUGUUGGGGCAAGUUUGGCAGAAAUUCCUGGUUCUCUUCCUGUCACUUGCCAGUUUUUUGCUUACUGCAAACAAGAAAAUCCUUGCUCUUACUUGGUUCCAGAAGAUCGGGCACAUGGAGUCCUCCAUUUAGUCUCACUUUAUCAUGUUUCUCAGAAGGAAUUCUAUACGGUUUAGGGUUUCUGAAAUCACCAACUAAAGACAUGAUAAGAUUUCUUCUAAAGCUCCUCUGCCUCAUUGGUUGUUUUUCAGGAGGUCGAUUGUUAUUGGACAGAAGAAAUGCAUUCACAACAGAAACUUCCAGCAUCCAAAAAAAUACUUUUCACCACCAUUUAACAGACUUCCUGGUGAAAGAAUAGGAUGAAAUGUAGUGGUCUGCCAAGUCGACACUGCCCAUAAAAUCAUUAUAACGACGACUUACUAUAGUUGGUUUUUGAUUAGUUUCUGUUACUCCCCCUCUCAGUAUCCUUUUCACUUCCUCAAUUGUAUUAUUAUAUAAUAAAGAGAGCAUGGUAACUGGUCUCUUAUCUUUCCAUUCAAGAACAUGCUCAAAUGCUGGGUUGAUUGGAGUGUGGUCUUUCCUCAGAGAAAUCGUCUCAACUUUUUUAAGCUUAGGUUUCUUCCUAAUUUCACUUGGCAAUCCCUUCCUUAGACGAUUCGCAGUGCCUGUUAGGUGCAUGUUUUUCAAAUAAAGUUCUUUUGCUAGCUCGACACUUGUAUAAUAACGGUCCGUGAAUAUGUGGAGCCCUCUGACAUCUCCAUAACAUCUCUCCAAUUUCUCUACAAGUGGCAAUACAACUACUUGUUACCAAUAAAUAUGGCUUAACCAUUGUGUUUUUCAUAGCAGAUCCUAUGUAAGGUUCCAUUGCACAGACAUAUCCCGAUACAGCAUCACAAACUACAUAAUACAUUUAUUCCCCAUUUCGUAGGUUUCUCUUUAUUAUAAACUUUGAAUGAAAUACAACCCUUGAAGCCAAUUGUACUUUAUAGCAUCAAUUAUAAGCAUUCCAGAGGGACAAAAAUGAGAUGCGAAUUUCCUCUCUAAAUACUCCAUCACUCGUCUAACCUUUCCCAAUCUUGUUAGUGUGCCUAAUAUAGGCCCAGUGCUAGGUGGAGGUGACAGAUGGAGAGUCCAAAAAAUUUGAUAGAACCUCUCUUUACUGAAGAUGUCUUUGAAAAAAAGUCCAGCCAGUCUGAAGAGAAGAAAUCAUCAAUUUCUGAUUUGGAGUUUAAUGUUCAAUAUAACAGCAAUAAUGCUUUUAACUCAGGCAAAGAAAUACCGUACCAUGAAUGCCAUGUGGAGUUCUUACGCAGUGGUCAAUAUUUUUUCUUUGGUGUAUCUGUUGCUUUCCAGGACUAUUUGUUGUAACUGAUCGGUGAAAAACAGAUUAAAAAAGUUUAUUUCACAGGACCUGUCAAAAUUUUCAAGAAUUAUAAAUCCUUUUUGUUUUUCUAGUAAACACUUGAACCUAGGAAAAGGGUCAUCGUCUUUAUUGUCACUGUCAGUUAUAUCGUCUUCAUCUUGUUCUUCAGGCAAAUUACUUUCAUGAUCACCAUUCAACUCCAAGUCAUUGACCUCUAGAUAAUUCAUUCACAACUUCUGAAUUUUGUAAAAAGUCACUCUCAUGCAGUUCUGCUGAAUCGUCCAUCCAACCGUCAUCUUUAAUGAUGAUAUCAAUAUCAUAAUUUUGUCCCAUCAUCAAAAAGCAAGUCCCUGAUAGAAUCGGAUCGAAGCACUUCCUCAAGUUCAUCACUUAUAUUUACUAGCAACUUUGGUAAUAACUCUAAAAUAUAAUAUACUCUACACUCUUACACUCUAAAAUAAUUCACUACCUACUUCAUGUUGAGAAUUGAAAUUGUGUUUGUUUGAACUCAAUUUAGGCAUUAGAGUAUUAUCUGUUACUACGCAACUCAAAACACCUGUUAUUUUUGCUCAAAGAAGACAUAUUAUUAUUCAGCUUUAAUUUUUAAUCGCUUAAUUAAAAAAUAAAUAAAAUUAAUAUUAGAAAAAUACAUUCAUUUGUUGCAAUGGUUAUUAUAAGCUCAAAAAAGCUUAUUUUUUGAAACACAUUAACAACAUUCUGCAAUGGAAGAAGUGACUGUUUUGAUUCAUGUGGUUGUUCUGAACAAUAAUCCCAGUUGAAGUCAUCCACCAAUCCGAUCCUGAUUCUAUUAAAAAUAAAAAAGUUGCUGAACAGCAAUAUCCAGCCAUGCUGGAUACGAGGGCGUUCGAGCUUUUUGGCGUGAGCCAGUUAUGCUGGAUAUGAGAGCUGUAGCAAGCGAUUCCCAUUUUGUCAGCCAGAGUUGUAGAGGAAAUUUGUAGUAGCCAGUAAUGCUGGAUACAAGAGUAGAAGAACAAGAAUUCUAUAAUUCUGUUUCUAUUUUAUUUCUUUGAAGGAUGUAUUAAAGGUGGAGAAAAUACUCCAUCAAAUAUGUAAAAAUUAAAUACUGUUGAAAUAAUGAUUUAUUGCAUCUAUAUCAGUUGUACUUUCUUCCUCUUAUAAACCACUUAAUUGUUGAUUGACCAAAAAUCUUUACAAUUGUUUUGUUUCUCUCUAUGGUAUUAUUACACACAAUAGUGUUAUAGAAUUUGUAUUACAGUGCCUAUCCUAUAAUAUAUAAUUAAAAAAAAAAACAUUUUUAUACUUUUACAAUAUUAAUACUAUAGUAAUAUCAUACAUUUGGUAUACUAUAAUUCAAUUAUUACAUUUAUUAUUAUUAUUCUUCUGUUGAGAAAAGUUAAUGUAAGUUUUCCUCUGUUAUGUAUGUUGGAAUUUGAAUUCAGUGUACAAAUUUUAAUGUCAAAGUGUUGAUUAUUGUUUGAUUUCAAUUGUUUGAUACCUGAUUGAAGUAUCAAGGAUUACUAUUAAUUAUUGUGAAACAAUGUUUGUUGUUAUUGAAUUGUCUUUGUUCAACACAAAAAAAGUAAAUAAAAUGUAUUACUUUGCAAUA